Messenger RNA from Nothobranchius furzeri (turquoise killifish), 6122 nucleotides. Lineage: Eukaryota; Metazoa; Chordata; Actinopteri; Cyprinodontiformes; Nothobranchiidae. The record is from RefSeq and is a predicted model, not a curated record.
AAAAAAUACAACAUAUAUGUGUUUAUUAGUCCCAUUCUGAACACACAGGUGUGUUUUAUUCUUCUCCAGCAGGUGGCGCUAGUGCACCUUUACGCUGGUCACCGACCACCGGAAUAAGCAGAAACCGGAAGCUGGUAGCAGAGCUAGCUUGUUGUUCUGGUGAGUGAGGAGAAUAUUUGAGGCUCUGCAGUAAAAAUGUCUUCACUUCAGUCUCUGGGAGAGUUGAUCAGCUAAAGCGACUAACUGCUGCUGCUGCAGAAAUCUUCUCACCAGGCUAUGGAAACUUUCUUCUCCUCCUCAACAACUUGGUGGAGUUCUUUCCAGAACCAGAGAAGAUAUUCUGCGGUCUUCGUGACAAUCGGAGCUCCAGAAUCAGGUUGUGGGUGAGAAAAGCUUUUCUCUAGACUUCCUGCCCUCUGGAUCUGCUGCUGUUCCUUUGGUCUCUCUGAGAAACGCGCUCGUUUUGCUGCUUUCAUCAGAUUGAAGAGGUUCCCUCUAUCAGACUCGCUCAGCUGAGUUGGUCAUGAUGCAGGAUCGCUGCUCGCUCUCUGAGCCAUCCUGCUCACACUCUCCGACGGAAAAGCCCCGAGUCUGAAUGUGACUUUGGAGGAAAAAGCGGUUAGCUCUACUCCGUGGACUCUGCUGUUAGCUAAACACGGCUAAAGAAAACCUGCUACCACUUCAGGAUCAUCCAUCAGCUGGGACUGAUUCAUCGUGUGUUCUUCACCACCUGGACCUGGACAGCAUGGACACAGCAUUUCAACAGGUGGUGCUGGUUAAAGAAGAAGCUCUAGAAGAACAUAGCGCUGGUGUCAACCAGCAGGACUUAGAUUUUCUCCACAUAAAGGAAGAAGAGGAGAAACUCUGGCCCAGUAUGGAAGGGGUGCAUCUCCAUUUGAAGGAGGAGACUGAUGCUGUCAGGUUUCCAUUCACUGUUGCUUCUAUAAAGAGUGAGGAAGAUGAAGAGAAGCCUCUGUUCUCACAGCUUCAUCAGAAGCAAAUAGAAGACAGACAUGUUCCAACCAGCAGCUCAGCUGACCAGAUUAUGGCAGAAACUGGUGGACUAGAAACUAGCCAGAACCCAGAUCUGAACCCUCACGAACUGACUCCUGAUUCUUCAGAGACUGACGUUGGAGAUGAUGAUGCUGCAACUCAAGACUCUGAGCUGUCAGACUCUGGGUCUGAAACUGGAGACGGAGACAAUGACUGGAAUGAGAACAGGUGUUCUGAGUCGGAUUUUAGGACUUUCAACAAAUCCUUUAGUCAUAGGACACUUUUAAACAGUCACAUGAGAGUCUACACAGGACAGAAGCCUUUUGCUUGUGAGCUCUGUAGCAAAAGAUAUAGCCAAAAGACACAUUUAAACACACACAAGAGAGUCCACACAGUACAGAAGCCUUUUGCUUGUGAGCUCUGUGGAAAGAAAUUUAGCUCAAAGUCACCUUUAAAUAGACACAUGAGAGUCCACACAGGAGAGAAGCCCUUUGCUUGUGAGCUCUGUGGGAAUAGAUUUAGUGAAAAGGGAAGUUUAAACAACCACAUGAGAGUCCACACAGGACAGAAGCCAUUUGCUUGUGAGUUAUGUAGCAAAACAUAUAGCCGAAAUACAAAUUUAAACAGACACAUGAGAGUCCACACAGGACAGAAGCCUUUUGCUUGUGAGCUCUGUAGCAAAAGAUAUAGCCAAAAGAUACAUUUAAACACACACAUGAGAGUCCACACAGGACAGAAGCCUUUUGCUUGUGAGCUCUGUGGAAAGAAAUUUAGCUCAAAGUCACCUUUAAAUAGACACAUGAGAGUCCACACAGGACAGAAGCCAUUUGCUUGUGAGUUCUGUAGCAAAACAUAUAGCCAAAAUACAAAUUUAAACAGACACAUGAGAGUCCACACAGGACAGAAGCCUUUUGCUUGUGAGCUCUGUAGCAAAAGAUAUAGCCAAAAGACACAUUUAAACACACACAUGAGAGUCCACAAAUGACAGAAGCCUUUUGCGUGUGAGCUCUGUGGACGAAGAUUUACAGUUGGUUUAUGCUUGAUGCGUCCGCGAGGUCCGCACGGCUCCGCGCGGAAAAGUUGCGUCAUUUUGCGUCAUUUUAACAACCACGCCCCUCCACCGCGUCUCCGCACGGCCCAAGAUUUCCACAAUGCGCACCUCGGAAAAUUUCUAACCACGCGGACGGUCGGACGCGAAAAAACAUGGCGGACCGGCACGGCAGAGGUUCGUAAAUACAGACAUUUGUAUGAUUCAGCUCUCAGAGAUCACCGUGAUCAACAUGUUGUUAAUAAUUCUUGGAGACAAAUAGCUCGCACUGUCGGAAAAGACGAGAACGCUGUUAAAAAUGCUGAAAUACCAUGUUGUAAACAGUGAUUUCUACUUCUACUAUGGUGUAGUGUUGGAUGCAUGCUGUAGAGCUCCAUGCUGCCCCGUUCAGUUUGGGAGAAUAUUGGCUCACCGCAGAGACAAGCCGCACAAACCAUAAACUCUGCGAGUUGUGAAGCGCGUUCCAGCCGCAAGCCGCUUCACCGCGCGGAAAGUGAAUGCGUCAAGCAUAAACCAAGCUUUAGCCGAAAGAAAACUUUAAACAAUCAUCUAAGCGUCCACUAGGGCUGAACGAACUAUUGCAGGGGUCUCAAACCUUUUUAGGCCCGUGAGCUACUUUUACACGAUGAAAGUACAGCAGAGUUACUGCCAUAUGAUUUAUUUACAUUGAUACUUUCCAUGUGUGAAUGUGCUUAUGUUAAACAUGCUCUACUUACUAUAUUAACAUGCAUUGCAUUCACAAGUUGAUUUCUCUGUAUUUCAGUACAUCAGUAUAUAUAUUUUUUAAAAGUAUAAGUAAACUAGUGACAUUCUGACAACCAAAUUGAACAAAACAUAUUUAGUUUUUUAAACUAAUCAGAUACUUUCAGAUAAUAACAAAUCUACUUCAUGUGAAUGAUUUGGUAAUUUUUUUAGAAGGUUAGUAACAUAACUUUUUAAGCACACAGGAACAGCUAACCUGUAAAGCUGAUGAUAUUUUAAAUAAAAUACAAGCUAAAUGUGAUGAAAACACAAAAGUCUAAAUAGUUUGAAUUGAAAUAAAAAAUGUAAAAUCAGAAAUAAGACUUGUUCCUGCUCUCCUGAUCGUCUGAAUAAUUUUAAUGGGGUUUUUUGAUCAUGAAAGUUAAGUUUUGCUGCGUUUAUUGCUGACAAUAUGAAGGUUGGAGGUUGAUCCUUUUUUUCUGCAUCUUGUAGGUUUUUUUCUCCACAGGUCUGAAAACUAAUUAAACUAAUUAAAAACUAAAGUUUUUCAUGAUGUCUUUUAGGGCUGGGCGAUAUGGCCUCAAAUCUAUAUUGCGAUAUAGUCUGAAGCAUGUGCGGUAACGAUAUAUAUUGCGAUAUAUUUUUUCCUCUGUUCAUAUAUGUCAAAAUGACAUGCUUUUAAAUAUCCUCAUGUGGCAAAUAUAUGCCACUUGAGUUAUAUAGGCCUCCUCCUCCGCCCACUCCAUGCUUGCAGUCCCUUCUAUUCUGUUGUCCCAAUGUCAGCAGGGUGCACAUCUUAGUGACGUCAUGUGUUAUCGCGAUUUUGCGUUAUUGCGACAUAGCCAAAAACUAUCAUUACCCAAUUUUAUAUCGUUUCUACCUCAUAUUGUUUAUAUUGCCCACCCCUAAUGCCUUCCAUUAACCUAUCCUUGCAUCUGUGCUCUACUAGGUCAAUCUGUGCUGUGUUAAAAUUAUUCUAUAUGUAUUUUAUAAGUAUACCUAACAGAUGUCUGAAUGCUGGUGACAACCCUUACAGAUUUACUCUCAGGUGGAGCAUCAAAGCUGCUGCUUUAUUGGUUUAUUCUAGACGCGUCCGUGAGGUUCGCGCGGCUAAAUUGCAUCAUUUUAACAACCACACCCCUCCACCGCGCCUCCGCACAGCCCAAACUUUCUGCACCGCCCACCUAGGAAAUUUUCUAACCACGCAGGCAGUCGGACGCAGAAAAACAUGGCGGACUGGCAAGAACUAGUAUGGCAGAGGUUCGUAUAUACAGACAUUUGUAUGAUUCAGCUCUCAAAGAUCACCGUGAUCAACAUGUUGUUAAUAAUUCUUGGAGAGAAAUGGGCUUGACACACGGGAGGCGACAUCGCCUCUCCUCCAUUCAUUUUCAAUGAGACAUGCGCGACAAAGCGAUAAUCUCGGGUCUCUCUCCUACUAAGCGAAACGCGAAAAACGUGCGUGUGAAAGUUUCCACUCGUGCACGUGUCGUGCACGUUCGACCCAGUGACGCGAUCCCAGAAAGUUGAAACAUUUUCAACUUUUCAUCGCUGUCGCUCGGGCGAGGACCAAUCACCGGAGGUUUCAUUCACUGACCAAUGAGCGGACAUUAUGCUCCGCACAUCUCCGAGCAAACAUGAAGGAGAAGUUGAUUAUUAUUAUGUUUUAUAUGGUAAAAUCAGAAGUAAGAUUUCACAUAACUCUAGCAGCACCUUGUGAAACAUCCAUAGACUGUACAUACUGGACAAACGGAUUCCAUAGGCUCCAAUAACACGUUUUUUGUCCAUAAUGGGAGGUGGCCACCACCGCCAUUUUGACCGUGUCACAGGUUCCAUCCAGCCCAGACAAUUCCAUAAAAGGGAAGAGAGGAGGCGCUGAGGGUGGGGCUGUAAGGCUGGGAUCGAGUGACGAACUAGCUACGAGCUAACCUGAAGCUAACCCAGGCUAACCCUGCUGGUGGUGGUCGGAGGGACCGGUGGCGCCAGUGCUCGGCAGCCUCGCCUCUGUCAGUGCGCCCCAGGGCAGCUGUGGCUACAUCGUAGCUCAUCCCCACCAGUGUGUGAAUGUGUGUGUGAAUGGGUGAAUGACUGAUUGUGUUGUAAAGCGCCUUGGGGGGUUCCAGGACUCUAGAAGGCGCUAUAUCAAAUACAGGCCAUUUACCAUUUAACCCAAAGCUAAAGCGGAGGUGGGAGCCGAGCUAACGAAUGUAGCCACCUAGCUUCAAUUCAACCGGAGCUAACUGGAACACCCAACGACCUGACCCUCACACGGAGUUUAGGUGGAGGUUUUCUGCGCCUGUUCGUGAGAAGUACCUGUAUUAAAAAAGUUUUAAAUCGGUAAGUUUAUAAUUUAUUUCCGUAAUGAAAACAUUUUGCUUUGAGCAAGUUUUCAGUACAGUUUUUUUCGGCGCUAUCACUCCUGAGUCGCACCAGCCAUUAAAUGUAUAAUGAAGAAGAGAAAAUAUAUUUAAGUCGUAUUUUGGGAGGACAUUUUAUUAUCUUUCUUACAAAUUCUGAGACCAAGCGAUCCACAUUGCAACACAAGCACCGGUAACCAUAACAGAAUGAACAGCCAGCAGAGGAGAGGAUGGCGGUGUUUCAAACCCUCCCGGCCAGCGUGGAGAGCUCAUUCCUGGGCUGGAGCCGGCCCUCAGCACCCCGCCACAGGCUCUAACAGAUGCUGGCGGUGUUUCAUAUAUUUCCAAAAUGUAAUACUUGUUUGUAUCUUGUACAGCCAACUAGCCUUUAUUCUGGACUCAGUACAAUUUACCAAAAGUAAAGAGACAUUAUACAGAUGAAGUAAGCACAAGAUAACUUACUAGAAGACACGGAAUUAUCAUCAGAACCAGAACAAGAGAGCCUCAUAACAGUCAUGUGAAAAUAACAGUUAAAAAGUAUGUAUGUAUAAUAGAAAUAAAAAUAUAUUAGAAUUAGUGUAACUCACUGUGAUCCAAACAAUAAAUCAGCCAUAGCUGAUUAGUAAAUAUGACAUGAGGUCUGGGAGUUUUUAAGUUUCAUUCUUUUAUUACAUUUUUUUCUUAGAUCUGUUAAAAGGUCACCAUGGCAGCCUGUGUGUCUCCAACAUCAGCUACACAACGCAGCAAGUGUAAGUUCCUGUCUUGACCACUUCAUGUAUGGUUUUGUACUUUAAACAAUUAUGACAAACCUGUUAUUUUUUCUCCAUAGCCAUUUGGAUCAUUGGUGACAGCUACGUGAGGCGUGGUGCCCAGAGAGCUGCAGAGACCGUCGGACACAACCUUGGCCUCCCUGACGUCUGUGUCUCCUGGUUUGGUUGGGGCGGACCAUCGACAUACAUACAUGUGCCGACACUUUGCGCCCUGUUUUAUAAAAUGUAGUGUUAAAAAUAAAUGUUUUUGCUCAA